This is a messenger RNA of Selaginella moellendorffii, 1355 nucleotides long. Its product is annotated as ferredoxin-dependent glutamate synthase 2, chloroplastic-like. Lineage: Eukaryota; Viridiplantae; Streptophyta; Lycopodiopsida; Selaginellales; Selaginellaceae. The record is from RefSeq and is a predicted model, not a curated record. The coding region runs from base 226 to 720 and encodes 164 amino acids. The transcript has 9 exons. Gene Ontology annotation, molecular function: glutamate synthase activity.
UGCAGGCCCGCCGAUUCCGAAACGUCGAAGAUUUCUCCCAAAGGCGAGGAGCUGAGGAGUGCUUUGUUUUGGAUUCUCGUGCAGAUGCUAAACCGGCGAGAGCGUCGCAGGAAUCGUAAACUUCGAAGGAUCUGUUGAUGUUCGGAUUUCCUCGCGAGCCUGCGUCUAUGGCACUUGAUGCUACCAAGAAGGGGCUGCUGCGAUGGGAGCUGAUGAAUAUGAGCGAUGAUAGGAUUCGUCAUGGCCCGUAUCUGUCAUACUAACUAUUGCCCCGUUGGUGUUGCUAGCCAGGGGGAAGAGUUGCGUGCUCGAUUUCCCGGAGUGAGGGGCCUGCUCGCUCAUCUUGGCUCUGAAAAGCUCAACGACGUCAUUGGAAGAGUCUGUGGACGUAUUGCAGGCUCCAUUGCCAAAGCUUACGGCGGCCACAGCUCAGGCCAAUCCUUCGAGUGUCUCUUGACUCCUGGGAUGAACAUCAGGCUUAUUGGAGAAUCUAAUGACUACGUUGGCAAGGGAAUGGCUGGCGGGGAGCUAGCUAUUAUUCCACCCGAGAUGACCGGCUUCGUGCCUGAGGACGCCACGAUAAUACAUGCCUCUACGGAGCUACUGGAAGCCAGUUCUGUGCACGCGGAAAGGCUGGUGAACGAUUUGCCGUUCGAAACAGCAGCACGGAGGCUGUUGUCUCUUGAAGCAAAUACGUCUUCCGUCUUUCGUGUUCUCUAAUGUUUCAGUGUGGGCGCUGGUAUGACCGGUGGCUGGCAUAUUUCCUGGACGAAGAUGACACAGUCUCCCCAAAGGUUUUAAAAGGUAAUGGAUCCUCGUUUUUUUCCUCGUUUUUUCGUCUUGCUACGCAGGGCAAGUCUGGGAGCAGCAGAGCAAUCCAAGGUCUCCAAAACUGGGACGCUUUUCUUCCGAAGUUCUGUUCCGCCCAGCGAGGAAGGCACGCGACAGAAGGAACGAAGUGGUAUGUUUAUCUCCAUAUCAGCUGAAGAUGAUGCAGCUGGCUCGUGAAUCUGGGCCAAAGGCUUGUCAGACGAAGGAGCAAAGGAUAGUUUAGGAAUGGCGGCGCCGAAAAUCACGAAAGGUGUCGAAGCUUCUCCACAAAGCAGUCCAUGAGAGCGUAUACGCUGUAUAUCAAGUGCACCUGAGUUACCGACCUGUAAAAGCGUACAGGAUGAUUUUCUUCAACUUCUUAACUUGAUUUGUAGGUUCUUCGGGAUCUGAGCAUUCCACUGUCAAGAAUUGUGCCUCACUUAUUUCUCACGAUGGUGUUGCGAAGGCUAAUGCAGAGGUGCAUUCUAUUGUUGUUUUAUAACGGUGGAAUCAAUCAGCAUGCCGGAUUACGGAGGUUCCAUGGA